This is a messenger RNA of Exophiala viscosa, 3414 nucleotides long. RefSeq names its product lysine-specific histone demethylase 1. Lineage: Eukaryota; Fungi; Ascomycota; Eurotiomycetes; Chaetothyriales; Herpotrichiellaceae. The coding region runs from base 109 to 3237 and encodes 1042 amino acids. Gene Ontology annotation, molecular function: oxidoreductase activity; flavin adenine dinucleotide binding; chromatin binding. Gene Ontology annotation, biological process: positive regulation of transcription by RNA polymerase II; negative regulation of transcription by RNA polymerase II. The record is from RefSeq and is a predicted model, not a curated record. The transcript has 2 exons.
UGCUCAAGACCUAUUCUCGAUCGUCUACUUGACUUUCAACCCAUCUGCCGAUAUUAUCAACGGGCCAUUGCCAAUAUCAAGUCAUUCAUUAGCGGAACAGAUGUCUACAUGGCGGCGGUGAUAGCACCUUCAAACACGGCUCAGACCAUGGGGUCGGUAAUGCCCGAUGUCGAGAUGUCUGGCAUGCCAACUUCGGCCGUUUCAAGUCAUGAUCAACCUAUGCUCGAUGACUCGGACGAUGAAUUUAUCAAAAUGGAAGAAGACGAUGACUCCGUGGCUUCCACCGGGCCAGCCUCGCUACUGAGAAGUCUUCAGGUCGAGAGCGAGAAUCGUUAUUCUCCCAAUAGCUCCUUGACCUCCGCUUCUGUCGCAUCAUCGAUUGUCGAUCAAAAAGGUACAACAACAAUCAAACAGGAAACAAAGUCCGACUCCUCAAACAUUGUGAGCCCCUACAUGUUUCUAAAAGCGCCCACCACCUGCAGAGCGAAAUCAUCCAUACCAUCUAGACUUUCCCCGUCCGAGUACGCCGGCCAGUGUGUGGCUGCUGCAGAAGCAUCGAGACUCAAUCCCUAUGCAUUGCAUGAAGACGAGCACAAACUGUUGCAAGACAAGUUAUGUUAUUCGCACGUCAGCGUGUAUCUGAAUAUACGAAACGGCAUCUUAAGGUUAUGGAGUCGCAAUCCGAGCGUGAGUGUAACCCUUGAAGAAGCCAUCGGUUGCAUCAAAGACGAGCGUUGGACUCGGCUUGCUUGCUUCGCCUAUGAAUGGCUGCUACGUCGAGGCUACAUCAAUUUUGGAUGCGUUGAGCCGCCUGCGGUCGCCAAGUCUGCAGGCCGUGGCCGGCCCAAGAAAGAGACUUCUCGCGAAACCAUCGUUGUCAUUGGAGGUGGUAUGGCUGGCUUGAGUACUGCUCGACAGCUUACGAAUCUGUUUCGGCAUUACCCAGACCAUGCUUCUCCAAAAAUCAUUGUUCUCGAAGGACGGGACAGAAUAGGUGGACGUAUCUACUCUCAUCCACUAACAAGCAUGCGAUCUUCGAAGUUGUCUGCCGAUCAAAGACCUACUGCCGAAAUGGGUGCCCACAUCAUCGUCGGCUUCGAACGCGGAAAUCCUCUUGAUGCAAUCAUUCGUGGUCAAUUGGCCCUUGAUUAUCACCUUCUACGAGACCUUUCUACCCUCUACGAUAUCGACGGAACCCCAGUCAACGGUGUCAACGAUGCGAUGAUAGAAAGAUUGUACAAUGAUGUCCUUGACCGUACGGGACACUACCGUCUCAAGAACACCGUCAGAAAAACUGCGCAAGGCGAUAAAGAUCUGAUUGACGCUGGACGCGAGCCUCCUGACGAAGAAGGUCUCACGAUAAAACAAUUUGAAGAGGCUACUGCAUUGGGUACAAUCGACCAAUUGCUGCCCAGCAAAAAGUCACGAAGAAGAGGCGCAGGUCAUCGAGCUGCCAAGGGCGACAAAUCGUCAGAAGAGGUCGAAACAAGCACUGAGACCAAGACACAACUUCCUGCAGCUCAAGCAGCGAAAGAGUUUGGUUUCUUGCUAAGAAAGACGACACAGAUGCAUGAGACUCUUGAGUUGGAAGACCUCGCCAAGCAGCUCAACCAGUCUCUCGGCACGGUGAUGAAUGCUGGUAUUGAUCAGUACCAGAAUUUCCUCGACCUCAAGCCCUACGCUCUUCGUUUGCUCAACUGGCACUUUGCAAACCUGGAAUAUGCCAAUGCCGCUAAUGUCGACAAGUUGAGCCUGCGUGGUUGGGAUCAAGACAUUGGCAACGAGUUUGAAGGCGAGCACGCACAAGUGGUUGGAGGUUAUCAACAGGUUCCGCGAGCAUUGUGGCGCCAUCCUGAACCUCUCGACGUCCGGACACGGAAAGCAGUAAAGAGCAUCAAAUACAGCGCGGCCGGCUCGCAAGGCAAAGCCACUGUCACAUGUGAAGACGGCCAGUCCAUUGAAGCCGACAAAGUGGUGUUUGCUGCUCCGCUCGGUGUGCUGAAAGAACAGUCCAUUCAGUUUGAUCCACCACUACCUCAAUGGAAACGUGACGCAAUCAGAAGACUGGGUUUUGGCCUGCUCAACAAGGUCAUUCUUGUUUUCGAGAAACCUUUUUGGGAUGUCAACAGAGACAUGUUUGGUCUUCUUCGAGCGCCUCGCGAUUCGGCCGGGUUUCAUCAGGCUGAUUACAAGGAGGGUCGUGGACAGUUCUACCUGUUCUGGAAUUGCAUCGAAACAAGUGGACUACCUGUCUUGAUUGCUCUCUUGGCAGGAGAGUCGGCACAUGAAGCAGAAAAAGUCAGUGACGAAGUACUCGUUGGACAAUGCGUUGAACAGCUCCAGAACGUCUUCGGUGCCAGAAACGUACCGCAACCGCUGGAAUCCAUCGUCACUCGAUGGGGCUCAGACCGUUUUGCACGAGGCACUUAUUCCUUUGUAGCUGCCGAAGCGAGACCUGGUGACUAUGAUCUCAUUGCUGCUCCCAUACAGAACCUGUUCUUUGCUGGAGAGGCAACAAUAGCCACCCAUCCUGCCACGGUCCACGGCGCCUACCUCUCAGGCCUUCGUGCUGCCAACGAAGUUUUUGAGUCAAUGGUAGGCUCUCUACCGAUCCCACCGACACUGGUUCCGGCAUCAACCUCGAAGAAACUAUCUACCGCUUCGAUAGAUUUGACACAGAUGGAUACACACAUGGUAGUGGGCGGCAAAAGGAAGGGAGACGAGCUUCUACCUGCAGGCACGUUUACACGGCCCAUAAAGGAGAAAGACAACACGCUGCAAGAAGCAUGGGACGCUGCAAUGUGGGUUCGCAUUUAUGAUGAUCUCGGACCACCUCCAACGAAGCCAGCCAAGGCUAACGUUAACUCAUUCUUGUUAUACUCGGGUGAGCAUUGGGAGGAGGUCAAGACUCGUCUCGGCGACGAGCGGAAGAAGACUGGUAAACGAAGCAAACAGUCAGAACGUGACCAAGUCCGUGUGGAGCUAGGCAAAAUGUGGGCUGCGCUCUCAGACGAAGAAAGGAAGCCAUAUACCGAUCGGACCAACAAAAACCGAGAGGAGAAUGAGCGACUCAUGAAAGAGUGGGCUGUCAAAGCCGCAGAAUGGGACAAACGCACGUGGGAAGUCAAGGACGUAUGGAUCAAGGAAGGAAACGGUUUUGAGGAGUUUUGCAAACGCAAGCGCGAGGAGGAUGAGUUGAUGGACGCAGCGGAUAUGGCAAAGAGAGCCAAAAUCUAGGAAUCCAGGGCUAGGACACUGUUUGGAUACGAUGCAGCGCCUUGACAGCCUGACCAAUGAUGUGCGUAUUGGAAGGCAUGACAUGUACGAUUGAAGUACUUUAGCGAGCAUUAUCUUUCCGGAAGCAUUCGUAUGCUAUCACUUGACGCUGGCCGAGUCAUGGCCCAAAACAUGCUU